Messenger RNA from Eucalyptus grandis, 1294 nucleotides. Its product is annotated as disease resistance protein RPS2-like. Bases 81 to 1058 code for a protein of 325 amino acids. Lineage: Eukaryota; Viridiplantae; Streptophyta; Magnoliopsida; Myrtales; Myrtaceae. The transcript is spliced from 2 exons. The record is from RefSeq and is a predicted model, not a curated record.
UUCCUUAUGUUGGAAAGUUGGGAUCCCUAAGAAAGUUGGACCUCAAAGGGUGCGAAAGUCUUGAAGAAGUGCCAGAGGGUAUGGAGAUGUUGGCAAACCUGAGGUACCUCGCCCUAGAUGGCACAGAGAUAGAGACAUUACCGGAGGGAGUGUUGGGGAAGCUGGUGAAUUUGCAAUAUCUCACGAUUAAAAAGCUAAGGGCAGGAGAAGAGGUAAAAUUACCGAAGGUGGAGGAACUUCAUUGUUCUGUUUCCAAUGUGGAAACGUUCAAUGCAUGUGUGGGGUCUCUCGAGCGAAAUAGUUGCCAACAGUACAGGCUCGUGAUGGGUGCACCAGAAAAUUUCAGCCUUUGGUGUGGGAGGAAGAGUGAGAGGUCUUUACUCAUUGAUAGUUGCAACCAUAUUGCUGCGAGUAUAGAUGGAACAAGUGGUGAUGGCUACGCUCUGCUUCCAGAAAGUGUGCAAUCAUUGGAAUUGUCCGGGUGUCAUGAAAUGAAGAGAGUGAUGGAAUGGGAGUGGCCGACCACUCUCCUUCCAAAUCUGAAGGAGAUUAUAACGAAGAGUUGUGAGAACUUAGAGGAGAUAAUACGUGGCCCAUUGCCGAGCGGAGCCACUUGUUGCCUUACAUAUCUUGAAGUAAAUUGUUGCAACAACAUGAAGAGGGUGCUGCUGACGCAAGACAUGGUGCUCCACCUCCCUUUCCUCCAAGAGAUAUUAGUCAAAGACUGCAAGGGCAUAGAGGUGAUAAUGGACACUGUUGCCAAAAUGACGCACUUUUCCUUCCCGAAGUUAAUGAACCUUGGUCUAUGUAAUCUUCCGGAGCUGAAGAGCAUAUGCGAUGGGACCACGAGAUGCAAUUCCCUCCAGUUGAUAUCUAUUGACAAUUGUCCAAAACUGAAGGUGAUUCCUCUGCAGCUGCCUGUGCUUGACAAUGGGCUCCCUUCUCCUCCCCCUUCUCUUCAAGAGAUUUGGAUAAAUCGGCAGACGUGGGAGUCGCUGGAGUGGGAUCAUCCCCUUGCCCGUUCUACACUUGAACACUUCAUCGAGUUUCUUGACUGAUGAAGCCGUGGUGGAUCCCAUUGAGUAUGAAUCGUCUUCUGAUGGCAGUGGACAUCAACCUCAAAGCCAUUGCUACAUCAUCCUGCUCGAUUGAUGUUUAAAGUACCUCUGAACCUUACGAUGACAUAUGCUUAAUUUAUGCCUUAUUUUAUAAUCUAUGUUAACUACGUCUUGUUUCUGGAUUCUUCAGUUUGUAUUAUCCCUUAAUUCUACCUCGUGAAACAUUUAUCUUUCCA